CUCCCCAAUGGUGUCUAUUAUGUACUGCAAACAACACUUGGCUCCUCUGCAUCCAAAAUUGUCUACUCUUUCUCUCAUAUUUCCUCUACUUCUCAAGAAUUUUGUCCUCCAUAGCCUUCUUCCAAGAGACAAACAUGUCAGAUGAGGGAGUACAGAGAGUGGUGGUCAUCCAAGAUGGAUCAUCGAAGGAGAUAUGUACAAGGGCUAUCAGAUGGGCUUUGAAAAACUUAAACCUUAAGCCUCCUCUUGACAGUGUCACUCUUGUUGCAAUUAUUCAACCCUUCAAGUCUGCUACUACAUCAUCCUUCAUGGGCUGCGGAUUACUGAUGGGCCAGAGCAAAUUGGACUCUAGCAGAACAGUGGAAAAAAGAAGGGAACUUUUUGACAGAAAAAUUGCAGAGAAGCUAGAUGAGUACCAUAAUAAUGCCCUGAUCAGGGACACACUUGAGCACUAUGCGAGGCAACAGAUUCAAUUCCAAAUAAAAAUGGAAACAGGAAAAUCAUUGAAAGAAGCAGCUGUACAAGCUGCCAAGAACUUAGAAGCAACCACUGUAAUUCUUGACAGAGGGAUGAAGAAAGACAGGAAAUACAUAACGGACAAUCUUACAUGUGCAAUACUACGGCUGAAGCAUGACAACAACAUAGAACGUCUGAAGGAAUCAAAGGCAAUAAAUCAUGACCAUCACUGUCAUCAUCAUGCCAUACAUAUACCCAAGAAGGAAAUCUGUGACACACCUGAAACUUUUUGCAAGGAGUUCACUUAUGAGGAGCUGAGAGUAGCAACAAAUAAUUUCUCCCCAGAGAAUUUGGUAUCAAAAGGAGAAUAUGAUUGCAAGAGAGUGUACAAAGGAGAGUUACCAAAUGGAAUGGAGGUAAUAAUUAAAGAACAUAGCUUCUACGCGGACAUGGUGAGAAGAGAUACCUCGAAAAGCACAAACCUAAAAGACUUCAAGUCCGAGGUCCAAGCUCUUGGGAAACUCCGACACGACAACAUAGUCAUGCUGUUGGGAUCGUGCUCACAACUGGGUCUUAGGUUGCUUGUUUAUCAAUAUGUCUGCGCCGACUCUUCUCUCGACCAGAUCCUCUCAAAGAAACGUGAAGAACUGCCAUGGGAAGCAAGAUUGAAAGUUGCAGCUGGGGCAGCUAGAGGAUUACAGUAUCUGCACAGACACAACUUCUAUGGAAAUGUCAGAUCUUACAACAUCUUCAUAACCCAUGACCACCACCCACUGUUGGGAAAUUUUGGAGUGACAAGAAACCAAUACGAGGAGGAAUCAACAUCAGAACAGGGAUCAGGGAAGAGGGCGAUGACAACUUUCGAAUAUCUAGCCCCUGAAUUUGAAGAAAUUGGCAAAGAUACCUCCAAAAGUGACAUUUAUGCUUUUGGGGUUGUUCUCCUACAACUCAUCACUGGUCGGAGGACUACUCAAGAUACACGUGGCCUUAGUUUCAUGAGAUGGGGAAGACCACUUGUGGAAGAAAAGAAGUAUCCAGAAUUAAUUGAUCCAAUGUUGAUAGAGUCACAUAACCUUCAUCAAUUCUAUUGGAUGGUCCAUGUGGUGGACAAAUGUAUCAAAUGGGAACCUCGUACAAGACCCUCAAUUGACAAGAUUGUGACCACUCUUUCAUGCAUAGCUCAAGGUUGCAACAUUGACUUCUCUUCACCUGAUUCUCAAGGCAGUGAAAAUAAUCAUCAAUAUGUCUGAUUAUGAAAGAGCCAUCAAUCUCCGACAUUAAUUAAAUGAUUAAAGUUUCUCUCAAUCUCUCUCUCAGUAUAACGGUAAUAUCACGUCAUUAGUAAUAUGUAAUAUCCUCAACCAAUAAUAAAACUAUAUAACAAUAGAUUCUACUGUUCAAAUGAAAUUGAGUGUUCUAAAAUAAUUUGUAAUCAUGACAUAUACAAUGUGAGAUAUAUUAAUUUGUUAUUGGAUAGUGAUACUACUUAUCGGUGAUCACGUGAUAUCAUCACUGUAUUAAUUUUUUUUUCCUUCUCUCAUGAUACACUACCAUGAGAUAAUGUUCAUGUAAGUUGGAUUCUAAAAAUAUCAAUUGGCAUUGAGGCUGUAAAUAGCUUUAAAACUCAAUAGAGGACUUCUCAAAUUGGAAGCAAAAGUAUUUUGAAAUGCCUCAUCGAAUUGAUGUACCUGUGUUUAUGUAUUAUUAUCAAGUAAUUACUGAUUCUUCAUUUUCAGCAUCAAGGUUUUUUGAAUGGAUGUAAAUGUUCACUGGGAGACAAAUUUAAAGACAAUUUCAUGAUUCGGGGAUAAUUUUUACAAUAGUCUUUUUUAUAAUUUUUUUUAAACAAUAAUUAAAGGGUAAUUCUUCUAUUUGUCUAGAAAAUGAAUUGGGUAAAUUAUACUAAUAGCCCCUACAUUUGUUUUGUGUCAUUUUGGUAUGUAUAUACUUUUAAUU
Molecule: messenger RNA, 2412 nt
Organism: Camellia sinensis
Lineage: Eukaryota; Viridiplantae; Streptophyta; Magnoliopsida; Ericales; Theaceae
Product: putative serine/threonine-protein kinase PBL7
Biological process (GO): protein phosphorylation
Cellular component (GO): plasma membrane
Molecular function (GO): ATP binding; protein kinase activity
Source: RefSeq, a predicted model, not a curated record